This is a messenger RNA of Phlebotomus papatasi, 7891 nucleotides long. RefSeq lists its product as uncharacterized. The coding region runs from base 748 to 1716 and encodes 322 amino acids. NCBI's taxonomy places the organism in Eukaryota, Metazoa, Arthropoda, Insecta, Diptera, Psychodidae. The transcript is spliced from 7 exons. The record is from RefSeq and is a predicted model, not a curated record.
AGUCAAACUUCUUCAAGCUGAUGUCAGUCUUGUGCCAGUCCUCACAUCGGUGAUUGCGCGCUUAUCUCAAUUAUUCGCGUAGCAAAAAUAUCUCUCAGAAGAGGCUUUUUGCAGGUUGAAUUGCGUAGAAAGUGUUUUGAAAAUAGCAUUGCGAUCUCUUACCUAAAUACGAGUGCAUCAUAUUAAUCAACAAAUUCAGCUUCAGCAUUAUUAUCCUAAACAUUAUUAUUGCAAAAGUUAUUCCUAGAGCUAUCUCUCUUUCAAGAGAUUUAAGCUGGAUUUUCAUUUAAAAAAAAAAUUAAAAGUGUUUCACGACAAAUCCUAAAAGCCAAAGUGUUACCAAACUUACAGUGCUAAAAAUGUGCGAAACCUAAUAAUGGUAUUCUGAAUGAAGGAAAAAGAAUAACAAAGUGCAACAAACUAAACAUUUAUCAUCAACAAUUUUUCGAGACAAAAAACUCUCUGCAGAGUUUCCAGAACUUGGAGGUGAAUGUUACAAAAUUAUCUCCCGGUAUUAAAGUUCGUGGUAAAUUGAUAAAAGUGAUCACAGCGGAAGAAGUGGUGGGAAAGCAGCAAAGAGUUGAUGAAAUAGUAACUAAUUUAGUGAACAUACUGUAGAAAAUGAAGAAUUAUUGUCACCAAGAGAAUGAAGACAAUCUUCUCGGCAUAUCAUCACGGAAGUAGGAGAAUUGCAGGAUAUAUCGCCAUAGUACUUCAUCUUGAGUGAAGAAAAAAUUGGGAUUAUAAAUGACUGUGAGUUGCUGUGCAAGAGGAAGAAUCAGCAGUCUUUUGGAUAUGAGACAAAUAAAGAUGUGGCCCAUCAUCGUACUUCUGCUCCUCCUCACUCCAGACUCAAACGACAGUCUUCGCUUGACAGAAGUCCGAAUACCCAAUCACAUAGUUAGAGAUAGUUUUGCUCGACUUGAAUGUCAUUAUGAUCUGGAUGGGGAGGCCCUGUAUUCAGUGAAGUGGUAUAAAGAUGGAAAUGAAUUCUAUCGAUAUGUUCCGAGGAAUAUGCCUCCAGCCCACGUCUUUACACUGCCCGGAAUCUCAAUAGAUAUUCAUAAUUCCACAGACUCUGUUGUGGUUCUACAAAAUGUGAGCUUGUCAAGUACUGGUAAAUACCGAUGUGAAGUGUCAGCUGAAGCACCCUCAUUUCAAACAGUUACAGAUCAUGGAGACAUGGUUGUCGUAGCACUGCCUGAGGAAGGACCUCGCAUCACGGGUGGACGACCACGAUACCAAAUUGGGGACAUCGUGCGUGUCAAUUGCACAUCGGGUCGCUCUAAGCCGGCAGCCCAUUUGAACUGGUUUAUCAACGGCCAUCAGGCAGACCACUCGUUUAUGCGGAAAUACGAUAACAUUGUCACUGGCCGCGAGGGACUGGAGACGUCGAUACUGGGACUGGAGUUUCGUGUCCGAGUUAAGCAUUUCCGCAGUGGAGACAUGAAGCUGAAAUGUUUGGCGACAAUUGAGGACGUUUACUGGAGGACAAAUGAGGAGAGUGUCGAGGGAGACAAGCCACAGAAGGCGCCGGUGCUGGAAUCCAGGGAGACGGUACCGCCCAGCAAUUCUCGCGCUGAUCGUGUCCAAGCUGGAACGAGUUCAUCACAGAAAAUCCAUCCAGAUCAUCUAGCACUUUUUUGGAUUAUCACACUUGCAUGUCUCGUGAGCAGAACAGCUGGGGGAGACAUCCAUCCGAUGCCACUAAGAUAACUAUGUACUGCAUCAAAUCAUACACCAACUUAUCAAAUUCACAAUUAAACUAUACGAAAGAAAAGCCAUAAAAUGCCAAAGAGAGUUUAUCAAGUAAGUUUUAUAUAACAUACAUGAUAUAAUAAUGUUCUUCUCCAAUUUUAGAUUUAAAAAAAAAUUAAAACAAACAAUUCCUUUCGAAAACAAUUACAAUGAAUUUGACGGGAUUUUAAAUGCGCGAGAAUGACAUUUGUGACAUUUGUGAGAUUGACAUUUCUUUGGAAGGUUGACAAAUCCUUCCAAAUUUUGCUCAUCACUCUCACAAAAGUAAACUGAAUUGUGAUUUUAUGUGGAGGAAUAAGAGAAAAUUUUAUUAGAAGAAACUAACGUCUAGUGAGUAUUUACAAUAAAGAGAAAAAAAUAUGUAUAGAUUCUAAGAAUUAGGUUUAAGGAAAUUAUUAACUCCAUAACCAUAAAUUUUAUGUAAAUUAAUAUUAUUAUUUAAGUUAAAAAUUUGCCCUGACAACUGUUUGUAAAUAUGACUAGAAAUAUUUUAAGGGUUAGUAAACGAUACAUAAUACGCAACAUACAUCGCUUUUGUUUUAUUUACUUUUUUUCUUAUCUGGCUACAUUUAAAGCGAAUCAAACAGAACUCGAGAAAAAGUAAUUUGCAAGUAAAAAUUUUGUAAAUGUUUGUAAUUUUCAAUGAGGAUAUACGCAAUGCUAGAACCCAAUAACUUGGCACGAAAGAACACCUAUUGGCACUUUAAGAAUUUGUGUCAUGUUAGGAACCCUUUCUACACCAUUUGGGAUAUGAAAUUUGAACAUCUUUCCUUAUAGAAAAGGUAGAUUGAUGAAAAACAUCAUAUUUACAUGAAUUUUGUUACAUACACUGAAUAUAUUUCAGUAUUUUGACGUAACUACCAGCAUGUGUUCCCUGCCGAAUAGAUAUUUCUUAGAUCCCAAAUUCGUUAAAGUUUGCAAUUUUGAUUUGCAUUGUUCAUAAUAUAAUGUCUUGACGUUUAUAUAAUGUCUUUCGUUUUUUGACAAAUAGAGUGGAAUCACCACUUUUCGCCACUUAUAUUGAAAUCUCUAUUUUUCGCGAUUUGUAAAAUAAAUGAGCCGCAAAGUUCUCUGUAUUUUUACUACUGCUACAUAUAUAGUCGAAAAAUAUUAAUUAUUCGUUUUGAAUUUACGAUUUUGAGCAUUUUUUAGAGUAAUAUUUUAAGCAAUUGCAUCGAAUCCAAUAUUUCUUACCAAAUAUACUAAAAGUAUCAUCAAAUUUUCAUCAAGCAAAAAAUAUCUUUUUGAAUCAAUAAUUUGUCUAUUGAAUAUUUAAUUACACUUGUGGAAUACAUAAAAUUUGUAUUUAGUUAAUUAAUAAUUCAUUUUAUAUUAUUUUUAUAUAAAAUUGAAGCAUGGCGAAAAGUGGUAAUAUUUUGGAAUGAUUCUACCACCUGUCGCCACCUCUUUUCAAUAGGCGGCGCUAACUUCACUUCUCAGACUGUCAGUUGUCAAAUCUGCAUUGUUUACUUUCAGCAAUAGACCUAUAAUUUGAUUUCUCAAAUAAAAGUGAAGAACAAUCGUUUAAAGUGAGUAAUAAUAAGGUGAUCAUGAGGAAAUAGAAAUGCUGAAUGUAUUCUUUUUAAAACAUUGCCUAAAAUAAUCGAGUUUGGACCUUUUCAAGCGGGUGGCGAGAAGUGGUUACAAAACUGGCGAAAAGUGGUGAAAAGUGGCGACGAAGUGGUUAUUUUUGCAUUGUUAAUAAAAAUUAGUUUAUUAAGUAGUCCAGCGCUAAAUUGAAAUAUAAUAAUUGAAAUAUUUCUUUUUUAGGAUUUUUUACGAGCAUUUCGGAAAUGACUAGAGAAAACAGAUAUUAACAAAAAAAAUUGAAUAAUCAUUAUCUGUGCAAUGAGCAGUGCACAAUAACUUUUGAUUGUAAAUAUGUUUUCGAAAUUGCCUAUGAGAGCAAGUGAGAUGACUAGAUCUAAAUCUCGUUCACUCUCCACUCACUAAAAUGUCAAAAACAUGUUUACAAAAUAAGAUUUAUUGAUGUUUUGAGUGAAUGACGGAGAUGACUAUAGAAGUAGAAUUACCUCGCUCAAAUCUUAUUUCCAAAAUAUUGUUUCAAAACAAAUUUUUUGCACGUACUCCUCAAUGUGAUACAGCAUUCACAUAUUUUUAACAAAACAAAAGUUGUAUGUUGUGUAAAAUGAUAGCGCGAUAAAAUUUCAGCCUUGUAAAUAUGAAUUUGACAUCUCAUGUUUACAAUGACAUCAGCAAUUGUGCGAAAGCCAUAAGAGCAAGUACCGUGCAAAAUCCGCGGAAAAUAUCAUUUCGAAUGUGGUGAAAAUAUCUAAAACAAAAAAAAAAUAAAAAAAGAAAUCUGUAUAUUAAUAAAAGUUUUUAUGUAUAAAUGUAUAUGAUACAAAAGAUGAAGAAAUUAUCGACGAAUAAUUAAGCUGAAUUCCAUUUGAGUCAAAUAAAACAAUCUUUAAUUGCUUUUCUGUUUUGCAUUCUCUGGUCAUUCCUUUUGGGAGCAAAAUGCAACAAAAGGCGUAACUUUAUGAAUGAUUGCAUAGUUAGUGGUAAUAAAAUACUAAUUUAUCAAACUUUCCAUUAGAUUUAAGUUGAGUAAAAUUGAAGGGAGUGACUUUAUUAUUGAAAUUGGCCCACCUUCGUAAUAAUCAAAGUUUAAUUUAUUUUCAAUACACAACGCAUUUGAAUUAUUUUCACAAUAAGGUUCUCAAUCGAAUGGAAAUAGCCUGAUAUUUUUAUAUUAGAAAAAAAAAGAGAAAUUAGUGAGAUAUUUUUUUCUCGUAACUCGAAUAGAUUGAAAUAUUGAUGCGAAAAUUCUAGAGAUGAUUAUAGAUAAAAGGAAAUAGUUUAAAAAUUCUAUUGUAGAUAAUUAAAAUGAAGAGUAACGUUAAAAUUGAUCUUAUGUAAAAAGUGACAUAAAAUGAGAGAAAUUUCAGUCAAUGUACGUAACUAAUAUAUCACUUAAGAUGACAAUUUAUUAUACAUAACAUACAUAUAUCAAUGAACUAUGUGAAUCUAAUGUCAAUUUUAUCAAACUUUUCAUAAAUUGACAUAUUUUUGUUCUUGCUGACAUUCUUCGGAAGGAUUUUCAGAAGAAGUUGUACGGAGAACUUGUAUCGAAAACGCUACAUUUCAAAAAUUAUAUUUGAUAUUUCAAAAGAAGUACAAAGAAAACGAAAUUUAUAUCAUUUCUAUAAGGAAUCUGGAUGAUUAACUUGUGGUACGAAAAUGGUUUUAUUUAGAAUAUAUUGUCAAGCAUAAGAGUAUAAUCCCGUAGACACACUUACGACUUAAGCCUAGAUAGAGCUUAACGUAAUUAAUUAAUUAAAAUAUUGAUUUGACUAAAUUCGGAUCAGUUUUCCAUUAAUUAAGCCGUUUUUUGGGCUUAAGCCGAGAGACGGAUUAGUCAGAGAAACUGAUGGAAAUGUAAUCUGGUCUAGGCCAUAAGUGGGAUCUCCAUUCUUAAAGUCUUACUUAAAUUUGAUCAAUUUUAAAUGGUCAGUUAAAGCAUUAAACUUUACGCAAAAUGAAUCUAAUUUAUGUAAUAUUAAAAAUCUAUUAUGAUGUGAUGAUGGAGAAAGCAAAAUAAUCCUUUCUUUCCUUAGGCCAAAUUUACUUGGUGAUUUCAUUUUUUUAGAGUCUUUGAUUGAACAAUAAUCGAUUUAUUAUUUCUACUGACCCAAUUUUCUUAUUUUCUCUUCAAAAAAAAAUUUUUUUUUGAUAGAAUACAGAUAGUAGUAGUAGUAGUACAAGUAAAUCAAGGAGAUGAACUCCUUCCGAAUAAAUUUUAUUAUUUUAUUUAAUAAACUUAACAAAUUUGAUCCUUUUAUUAACCAUAUUAUUUUUUUACUGCAAAUGUUGCAAUGUUGCAAUGAGAUAUACUUCGGUCGAGGCAGAACUCCUUCUUCAACCCUGUUCAGUAUCCCAAAUUUUGAACAAAGAAUACAGUGAAAUAAGAUAGCGGUUACUAUAUAAAGUAUGUUUAUAAAUUUAAUUUCAAAAAACAGUUUAAAAUAGUAGUAAUUGUGAAAAAAUAAUGAUAUGAAGAUUAUUUAAAUAAUCCGAGGAAUUGUUCUCUAUUAAUAUCACGACCGAGCCAUCAACUCGUUUAUCCCAGAAUUUGCGGUAUAAAAUUGUUCUUGUCACCGGUGUUGCUAACGUCUUUAAAUGGCUAACCCCUGCGCAACCGAAACGCCCUCAGUGAUACGGAUUUCAGACCUUAAACUUAUGCCGGCUUCAGACUGGAGGCUUAACCCAGUUCCCGAAGGUCUCAAAAACCUGAAUAACAAGCAAUUUUAUUGAUUUUUCAAAAUCUAUUGGAUCAUUUGCCCUUAUUAUCCAAUUCCAAAUAACAAUUUCCGAAAAAAAAAUCGUGCCUGAUGAGGAAUUAGAGGAGUUAAGCCAGAUGGCUAAACCUUAGGUCUGAAGCCCAUAUUAGCCAUAUGGCUUAAAUCCUCUAAUUCCUUAUCAGGCAAGAUUUUGAUUGGAUAUUAAGGAUCCAAUCAAAACGGAUUGGAUAUUUAGGGCAAAUUAUCCAUUAGAUUUUGAAAAAUCAACAAAAUUGUUUGUUAUUUAGAUUUUUGAGGCUUUCCGGAACUGGGCUAUACCUCCAGUCUGAAGCCGGUAUAACGGUUCAUGAAGGUUUGAAAGGAAUAGACAUGCACAUAGCCCUCCUCUUCAAAACGUCACACCUAAAAUAGGCUACUAAAAUGGGAUAGAAUCGUUUUCCCAUGCCUCGUGGACUCAAGUGCAGUGAAGUUUAUUGAAUACAAUUCUACACCUUUAUCGUCAGAAAAUUUCUGACAAAUACUAAAAUUUUGAAAAAUUCUAAUGGGUAUUCAAACCAGGAACAUUUGCAUCAUAGAGCAAGUGCUCUACUACUUGACCUAGUGAGUGCCCAGAACAUUUUGGAGUUUGCACAAAUAAAUUAUUAUUUUGUAAACAUUUUUUUGCUAAGCAAAAGUUAUUGUUCUAAUCGAAGAUAAACCGAAGAUAUUAAGAAUAAGGAGGAACAGCGUCAUACUCAUAUCCUUGGCAAUAAUUUAUAAGUUAAGAACAUUUUUCACUACUUUUUAUUCAGUAAAAAAACAUUCUUUUUAAAUCAAUCAAAUUAGUAACUCCAUAAAAAAAUAAUUAAAUAUACUUUUGAAUUCCAGAAACAAACAAAAAAAUAAUCAUCCAGUCCUUCAAGGCUUACUAAUACAUUAUACUAACAAUUGGGCAAGAAAUGACAAAAAUCCCACAAUGAUAUAUCACUUUCACUAAUAGUUUUAUGACAAAAAAAAAACAAAAUAUCUGUGUAACUGAAACAUAUUGAAUGAAAAACCAUCAAUGUGCUGUUUAAGAUUGAAAGAAAUAUCGCUAUCAAAUUUUUCAAGUGAUUUUUAAUUUAGGACUUUCGAAAGAAACUUGAAUUUUUAAUAACUUUUGUUAUGUAAACAUGUUUUUAAGAACUACAUUUCACUCUGUCUUGAUGAAAUGUCUCAUAUUUGUUUGCAAGACAAAAAUUAUGAAAUGAUUGUACGUUGCGCAUAAAGUUUUUUUUGGGUAUGAAAACAAGUGUUAUUUUGCUCUAAUACGUUAGAGAAAUGAGAAUGGUGUAGAUUUGCCCGAAUUAAAAGAUAUUCCAAAGUGCCGCAAAAUUUGUGACAGAACUUAUCCUUUGAAUCCUAAAUGCUUCGAAAAAAAAGUUUUACACAAAAAAAGCUCUAUGCGCAGCCCUAUUUCAUGUAGGUAUAUAACAUUUCAAUUUGAAUAUUUUUUCAUCAUAACUUUAAUUUCAAUAGAAUGGAGCUAAAGGCGUUUUUUAUUGAAAUUUCAUGAUACAAAUUCCCAACAAACAGAAUAUUUUCACAGAUAAAUUAAAACUCAUAUAGAUAAAAAAAAAAUUGUUAUGAUUAAAAAUAAUACAUGAAAAUACACACUAGAAUAUAAAUAUAGAUCAUCGAUGAGGCAGAAAAUUUGCUGAUAAUGUAAAUACUAUUCAACAACAAAAAAAUAAAUUACAUUUUGAAGGGAAUGGAAUCUUUAAUGAGGAAUGAUAUUAAAUUUUUUUGUGAAAAAAAAGAAUAAAUACGCACUGUAUAAUUGAACGGAAUUAUUUACCAACAAGAAAUUGCUAUAUAAUUUUUUAUUCAAUAAAAAUUCAUUAAAUAAA